Molecule: messenger RNA, 1483 nt
Organism: Apis mellifera (honey bee)
Lineage: Eukaryota; Metazoa; Arthropoda; Insecta; Hymenoptera; Apidae
Gene: Apd-1
Product: apidermin 1
Source: RefSeq, marked validated
AUCAGUCACUAGCAAGCUAAAGACUAACCACAACGCAAUCAAUAUGAAGUACAUGAUCGUCCUUGUCGCCGCCCUGGCCAUGGCCUCAGCCAGCCCCGACCGCGAGCGUCGCUCCCUCGGCUGGGGACACAAUGGAGCAGUGGUGUUGGGUGGUGUUUUGCCCGCUCUGGCUCCCUCCGUGGCGGUCGUUGGACCAGCUGGCCCGGCUGCGGCGGUCGUAGGACCCGCUGCACCGGCUGCUGCGGUCGUCGGCCCUGCUGCACCAGCUGCGGCUGUGGUUGGACCAGCCGCCGGCUCCGCCGUGGUGGCUGGGCCAGCCGCUGGCCCAGCUGCGGUCGUUGGACCCGCCGCAGGAGCAGCGGUCGUGGCUGGCCCCGCUGGAGCGGUGGUGGCGCCAGCAGCGCAUUGGUAGACCGAUUUCCCCCGGAUUCGACCACCCCCUCGCCCACAGCUUAAGACAACUCGAACGAUUUCUCUCGUGAACAUGGAAACGGCUUCUCAUCGACCUCCAUCCGCGGGACUUGGAUCAAGAAAAAAAAAAAAAAGAAAAGCUCAACGUUGCUCCACAUCGAAUCGAAGACUCCGUAAUUUGGAAUGGAACGAAUUGUACGAUGGAACGAUUAUUCUUGCUAUCUUUUUCUUUUUUUUUCUCUCUCUCUUUCUUUAUCUCUCUCGUUCUCGAGACAAAGAAAAGGUCUGCUCGAUUCACGAUGGACAACGUAUCCGAGUUUCUCCGAGGUUCUUUCGCGUAUCUCCUUGUAAUUAUUAUCCAUAUACACGUUACACGCUUUUGUAUAUUUAAUAAAUGAAGUAUACACUGUAUACACUCUGAAUAAUUUUCAUCAUUCCUAGAAAUCGCAGGGAUAAGUCGAUAUUUAACCGAACGUUUAUUAACGGUUUUAACUUGAGAAACCGUAAAAGUUAUCGGAACUUCUGUCGCCCCAGUUUCUAAUUAGUUUGUUGAAAGCCGUUAUUCCUCCACCUGUAUAUCCACUGCCAAUAAAAGGACACGCGAAAUAAUGAAUCCAGGAUGAAUCGAAUGAAAAGGAACGGCCUCUGAAACGAUGUCUUUUGCGGUGCUUUGAAACCGCGGUUUUUAAAGAGCGAGUAAUUUCUUUCAAUCGCAAUUUCAGUUGCAAUUUGGCUUUGCUACUGUGUAAACUGUGUACGGAAAGAAUAAAGGCGAGGUAUUUAUGAAACAGGCUGCGAGAUAAAAAGAUAUGCUGUUAUUAAUAUUGUUGCAACAAUGUUUCAGGUUUUGGCGAAUAAAGAAGUUUGCCGUAUUUAUUCUUUAACGAAGGGAUUUAUUUAUUGAUGUAGAUACUCAAGAUGAAUCGACGAAUCAACUUAAUUAAAAAGGGUAUAUUAUCUAAUUUGAAAGAGCAACGAUGUACUGAUUAAUAAUUGUGCAGUAAUUUAUUGUUUUCUAUUCUUAACAAUUUUUGUAUUUGUAUCUAAUAAACUAUUAUCAAGUUCGAAACGC